Messenger RNA from Macrobrachium nipponense, 1050 nucleotides. RefSeq lists its product as uncharacterized. Bases 1 to 1050 code for a protein of 349 amino acids. The transcript has 3 exons. The record is from RefSeq and is a predicted model, not a curated record. Lineage: Eukaryota; Metazoa; Arthropoda; Malacostraca; Decapoda; Palaemonidae.
AUGGCCAGGAACCAGGAGUCGAGAAACAAGGACCAGGAAUCACCAUAUACCAGGAACCGAGAAACAAGGGCCAGGAACCAGGAGUCGAGAAACAAGGACCAGGAAAAACUAGGGACCAGGAACCGAGAAACAAGGGAACGAAGAACCAGGGCCAGGAACCAGGAGUCGAGAAACCAAGGACCAGGAAUCACAAAGGACAGGAACAAGGAGCCGAGAAACAAGGAACCAGGAAUCACCAGGGACCAGGAACCGAGAAACAAGGGCCAGGAACCAGGAGUCGAGAAAAAAGGACCAAGAAUCACAAGGGACCAGGAACCAGGAAAAGAGAAACAAGGACCAGGAAUGACCAGGGACCAGGAACCGAGAAACAAGGGCCAGGAAGCAGGAGAUGAUAAACAAGAACCAGGAAUAACCUGGGACAAGGAACCGAGAAACAAGGGCCAGGAACCACGAGUCGAGAAAAAAGGACCAGGAAUCACCAGGGACCAGGAACCAGGAAUAGAGAAACAAGGACCAGGAAUGACCAGGGGCCAGGAACCGGGAAACAAGGGCCAGGAACCAGGAGUCGAGAAACAAGGUUCAGGAAUCACCAGGGACCAGGAACCAGGAGCCGAGAAACAAGGACCAGGAAUCACCAGGGACCUGGAAACAGAAGCCGGGAAACAAGGACCAGGAAUCACCAGGGACCAGGAACCGAGAAACAAGGGCCAGGAACCAGGAGUCGAGAAACAAGGACCAGGAAUCACCAGGGACCAAGAACCGAGAAACAAGGGCCAGGAACCAGGAAUCAAACCAGGGACCAGGUCACCAGGGACCAGGAACCCGAGAAACUUGGGCCAAAGGCCAGGAGUCGAGAAACCAAGGAACCCAGGGUUAAUCAACCAGGGACCAGGACAGAGAACAAGGGCCACGAAAACCAGGAGGUCCAAGGAAACCAGGAACAGGAACCAAGGGAGGCCAAAGGGCCAGAAACCAGAGGUCCGAGAAACAAGGGACCGAGUGAAUCACCAGGGAACCCAGGAACAGAGGAAACAAGGACCAGGAACAUGA